GGGCGGCGGCUGGGGACUCAGCAGUGGGGGUGCACGGUGCCCGGCGCGGCCAGGUGCUAGCCGCUGAUAGUGUUUGGGGAUGCUGGCACCGGGGGUUCUUUGCUGCCUGCUGCAGGUGGGCAGCGCCGCCGUCCUGGCGUCUGCAGGCACCCGGUUUGGAGAAGAGGGUAGUGGUGAUCCGGGCCGCGACCAGAAGAAAGGGGCGGCGGCGGCGGCGGCCUUCCGGGAAAGUGCUAAAAGAAUUAGACUACUGAAUUCAUCAUCAAAAGAUAAUGCAACUGCUUUCUAUGGAAUAAAUCAGUUUUCUCACCUGCUUCCUGAAGAGUUCAAAGCUAUUUACUUAAGAAGCAUACCUCACAAACUUCCCAGAUAUAUCAAAGUGCCAAGAAGAAACAAAAAACCUUUGCCAAAGAAGUUUGAUUGGAGGGACAAGAAAGUCAUUGCAGAAGUGAGAAAUCAGCAAACAUGUGGAGGCUGCUGGGCUUUCAGCAUUGUGGGUGGUAUAGAAUCUGCCUAUGCAAUUAAAGGAAAUAACCUGGAAGAACUCAGCGUGCAGCAGGUUAUUGACUGUUCAUACAAUAAUUAUGGCUGCAGUGGAGGAUCCAUUGUUAGUGCCUUGAUCUGGCUGAACCAGACAAAAGUAAAACUUGUGAGAGAUUCAGAAUACACUUUUAAAGCUCAGACAGGACUGUGCCAUUAUUUUGAUCACUCAGAUUUUGGAGUUUCAAUAACAGGAUUUGCUGCAUAUGACUUCAGCAGUCAAGAAGAAGAAAUGAUGAGGAUGCUUGUUAAUUGGGGCCCUUUGGCAGUAACAGUAGAUGCGGUUAGCUGGCAGGAUUAUCUCGGCGGGAUCAUACAGUAUCACUGCUCCAGUGGAAGAGCCAAUCAUGCUGUUCUUAUCACUGGUUUUGAUAGAACAGGCAGUAUCCCUUACUGGAUUGUACAGAACUCUUGGGGACCUGCCUGGGGAAUAGAUGGCUACGUUCAUGUUAAGAUGGGCAGCAAUGUCUGUGGUAUUGCGGAUACAGUUUCAUCAGUAUUUGUUUGACACUUACUGGCCAAAGACCGCAAGUAUCGUUUGGACACAGGCUGCACCUGAAGAUUUACUUCAAAACAUUUUCUUAAAAUAAGAAGUUGUUUUAAGGGCAAGUCCUGCUUUUAGACAGUACAGGAAGGUGUUGACUGGAGUUUUAAAAAAUGUUUUUAUUUGGGAUUUGCAUUUCAUAUCAAAUCUCCCAUGGAAUAAGAAGACUCAGAGUCAAGUGCUGAGUGUGCAAAAGAGAGUUAUGAAGAUAAACUGAAACUGUGAGUCUCCAGGUGUUGAGUACUCUGUAGAAAAUUGUAUAAGGAACAAAAUGGCGCCAAAAGAUAAGGAAUUUGGAUCAAAUAAUAGUAUGACAGAGUGUAACUGAAAUGCUUUGAAUAUUAGAAACACUGUGAUUAGGUCUGCUCUUACUGGGCAGGGGAGAAGGGCAGUUGGAAGAAUACAUUCUCUCUAGUUUUCUUUUGGACUUGCCUUGGCUUUUCCAGUACCUCCGACAGGCACAUUUUGUCUUCCUCCUUUUUGUGAGAUCCUUCAUUUUCUCUACAGGAAUAGAGGAGGAGGGAAAUGGAUAGCCAAAGUUCUUUCCUGGGUACUCUGUCUCAGAAGUGCUGCAGUCCUUCACUUUCAGUCAUCAGACUUUUGUUAGGUAAAUAUAACUACUGAGCUUUUUAGCAUAAGGGAGCAUGUUUUGGAAAGUGUUUGAUAUCAGAGUUUUCUACAUUCAUUUGUUAGAUGAAGAGAGAAGAAAGAAGCAGCAAUCCUAGUGGUUUAACAUCUGGUGUCCUGGCAGGAUGUGUUUGUUUGCCAGUCAGCUUUUCCUUCCUUCUGUGGGCUGUGUCAGUUCCAUGCCUUCUCUCCUCUCUUCUACAUGACCAACAGCAAAGCUAAUUUUGCAAAGCCAAAAGUAAAAAUUUACCUGAUACAGAAAAAAACAUAAGGGUGGAGUUUCAUAAUACAUACUUGCCACCUUUGCAAAUCAGCAAUUACAGAAUAUGCCAAAUAUGUGGCUGUUAACUUCCCAGCAUUGAUUAACUUCAUAGGUUGGGCUUGCUGGGAAUCAGAAAGGAAUUCCAGGUUUGCUGACCUGUAAAAGUGCAGUUGCAGGCAAGUGUAACUAGAAUUCACAAGCAAACAUACUUAAGCCAUUCUAUGAUUCUAUGAUGUAAUUCUAAAUGCUUUGGAUCUUUUCUCUGAAGUACUUUACCUGUCUUGUGGAGCACUACUAUGAAAAGUAUUGAAGCAAUACCAGAAUUUUUGCACUCAGUUACUGCCUUGUGUUAAUUUAAUCAAAUGCAAUGAGUGUUCAUAAUGGUCUGUAGUCAGCAUUGUCAAUUUUGUCUUUCUGCUUCUAAGUUGUUACUAUUUGAAAUGAAGACCAAGUGGUAUAUUUCACUACUUCAGGUUCUGCCACUUAACGAAUGUACUGUCUGUGAAAGUUUCAGAUUAAUGAAAGGGGAAGUCUUCAGUAGUAUGGCUUUCCCUUAGCAGUUUACAAACAACAAACAGCACACUUCCAUAACUGGAAAACAACAGCCAAGGGACCUAACUGGCACUGAUAAGGGUAAUGCUGUCAUAGUAGUAUCAAACACAGAUGUGCCACCAGUAUUUCUGAGGUGGUACUAUCAACCUUAAGUACCUAAAGCGCUACAGUAGAGAGUAGUUCACCACAAGUUCAAGCCUGCAGGGUAGCUGUAUUUUCAGGGGAAGGUUUAAAAAUGAGGAGACAACACAGCCUUAUCAAUAUAGCUAUGGCCAGGUUUGCCUCACUUUUAUUAUCUGUCAAUUAUUCCAGUGGUGUUUUGAAUAAAAAGCAUUUCAAAUGUU
This is a messenger RNA of Pogoniulus pusillus (Red-fronted tinkerbird), 2869 nucleotides long. It is a transcript of the gene CTSO, whose product is annotated as cathepsin O. The transcript is spliced from 8 exons. Gene Ontology annotation, cellular component: lysosome. Bases 80 to 1048 code for a protein of 322 amino acids. Gene Ontology annotation, molecular function: cysteine-type endopeptidase activity. The record is from RefSeq and is a predicted model, not a curated record. Lineage: Eukaryota; Metazoa; Chordata; Aves; Piciformes; Lybiidae.